Messenger RNA from Neodiprion fabricii, 3189 nucleotides. RefSeq lists its product as uncharacterized. Gene Ontology annotation, cellular component: extracellular region. The record is from RefSeq and is a predicted model, not a curated record. Gene Ontology annotation, molecular function: growth factor activity; Toll binding. Lineage: Eukaryota; Metazoa; Arthropoda; Insecta; Hymenoptera; Diprionidae. The coding region runs from base 933 to 2849 and encodes 638 amino acids. The transcript is spliced from 9 exons. Gene Ontology annotation, biological process: innate immune response; regulation of Toll signaling pathway; central nervous system formation.
UCGAUCGAAAGUCCUAAAAUCAACUCGGUAUCGGUCUCCCGAGGCCUCUCUAAGAAGCCUCCUAACGACUUUGACGUUCAACCGACACCCUAUCAAUUCACGUGCCCCGGUUUUCUUACUUAUAAUUGACGAUUCGUAAAAGAUUUUUGACUUUCGCUCGAAAUGCGAUCGUCGAAAAAAUGCUGGACUCAUCGUGCAAGACGUGGGUAAUUUCGGCGUCGAGAAGACCGGAUCCUGCGGGAACCAGUUUUUGGCCGAGGACGAAACCGUACCAGGAGUGCAAUUCGCAAUCAAGACCCGUUCCGGAAGAUCGCGAUCGAAGACGUAUCGUCCGAGGAGUACGGAAAACGGUACCCGGGUACAAACGAGUAAGUGGCAACGCGUGGCCGACUUCCCGCUAGGGCGGCGAACGCUGAGCGUUUUCUCGGUCACGGUUGCAGCCUCGGUAACCCGUGUGCGGAGUUUCAGAUACCGGCAGUGAUUAGCAAUUGCGACGAUGCUGCUUGCCUGAUAUCGUCUCUCCGGAAAGAUCGAAGCUGCGAACGGCGACGGGAGAGAAUACGAAAUUUUAUUCGCCGAUUUUGAGUCCUCUGCAAUGGACGUAAAGUGGUUUUUUCAUGCGCGCGCCAUCAUUGCCUCGAGAGAAGGCUCUCGAGCGACGAGGUGAACGCGAGUCUCUUUUGACCCACAAAAACAAGCUGAGGACUCGGCUGCCGGCGCGUUUUACCCAUUCCUCACGGUCACGAGAGUCUGGAAGGACCGACGGGAAGAUCGUAAGAUGCAGACAAGCGUCACGACUUGAGGAUCUGUGAAGUGAAUCCGAAUUGUUAAUUUCGUGUUCGACUAGAAUCGUGCUGUGGAAAUAAGUGUGAGGUGUGAUUCAUGAAGCACUCGUUAUUCUUACUUCUGGAUUGAGAUAACAGUGUGCGAUAAUGAGGAUACCGAGAAGAAGCGAGUGUUUCCUGGUGUUAGCUCUCCUGGGUACGGUAGCCACAACGAGAGCCGAAGAAGAGGAUGACCUGGACGACGUGGGAUUUGAAGACGGAGGAGAUUUGGCCGACGAUAAGAUAUCGACGUCGUUGAACGUCGAGGGUGGAUUUUUCGAGAAGAAGGAACUGGAGAUCAGGAAUGCGGUUCUCAGCGCUGUCAAAGUGCCGGAAAAACAAGCUCAGCUGAGCCAAGUGUUGCCCAUAAUACGGAGCAUGUCACCACCGCAGAAACGAGCAAUGGCUGUUUUGGUUACGACAAGAAUGUCGCACAAUGACACAACGCUGCCGUUCGAUAAGGUCGAAGCGCUGUUUGGCGGUAACGAUAAGAAGAACGUGACGAGGGAUUUAAUGCUGCCGAUCAGCAUGGACAUCGCUAAAAUCAUCGCUGACGAUAUUCCCGAGGAUUUGCCAGAGGCGCAGGAACUGAGGUACUACGUACCUGUCGGAAAAAGACGACGUCCUCAGUAUUAUUCGAAGCCUCGACGCCCGUCGACGAUGAACCGAAGAAAUGUGCAUCCAGACGGACCGCGACCGACUCUUCCGAGACCAGGAAGACGACCAACGGACGUAAAAAGAAGUCCCACCGAGCAAGAAUGCACUUUUUUCACGUCGACUGUUUGCCUUGAAGCUGCGGACUACCCUCACGAAGCGAUAUUGAGAAGCAUCAGAAGCAACAGGGAAAUGAUAUCUGCGUUACUGGCUGACUACAAAUCUCAGAGCACCACGGAAUUUUACGAUGACAGACUUCCGGUCGCGUUGCCGUUGGAGAAUAAAUUCGAAAACAGAUUCGAGAGCAACGAGAUCAAGAGAUCCGACAAUAAUUCCCCCUACGCAGAGAGCGUCGAGGAGGGAUUCACCUGUCCGUCGCAGAUCAGAUACGCACGCCCGCAACUCGCAAGAGCAGCAUCCGGUGACUGGAAAUACAUCAUAAACACCGGUGAACACACGCAGACGCUGAGGCUGGAGAAAUGCACGAAACCGCAAAGCAGCUGCUCCUUCGUGUCCGAGAACUACAAAUCAUCGUGCACGCAAGUGUUCACCUACCACCGUCUGCUUACCUGGGACACGAACCUCGGUCUGCACAUGGACAUCUUCAAGGUCCCGACCUGUUGCAGCUGCCACGUUCUUGGUUAUUCGGACCUGUAUCCUCCUCACCGAAAAAACCCCCCCUCAAAACUGAACGAAAAUUUUCCCGGGGCCGAUUUCGCGGCCGAGGACCAGGCCGACAAAUAUCGCGACUUUAGCAACCCCGGGUCCAAUUUCAUCUCGAAGAAAAGUCCCAGCGCCAAUUUCGAAUCCAGCUACGUCAGCGGUGGCUCGAACCCUUCGUACGUCGACGACGCGGCUUCCAGCGCCAACUACAACUUCUUCGAGAAGAAGCCAAACCCCAAUACCACGCCGCCUGGUCGACCCGUCCUCACUCCCACCCUGAGGACCAGGGCGAAGAAGCCCUCCGGGGCUUCGAGGCCCUUUGACAAUCUGCCCCAGCAGCACGCGCCCAAUACCAGGGCCCCUGGAUACACGGGCCCCGCAUCGAAGCACAGGUCGAGGCCCAACAGGCCCUUCAGAAGGGAGUCUAAUACCCAGCUCGACUAUCCGGGCAACCAGGAAGCGGACACGACUGGAAAACGGUACAGUCAACAAUUCGACCAAGCCGUAGACGCCACUACCAGGGUCCAGAGCGUGUCCUACACCGAGGAAUACGAGGACCCCCCGCGCCGAGUAAAUUACAACUAUCAUCCGAUAAUAGAUUUCUUCAAGCCGGAAGCCUCGAUGCUUCAAUCUGUUCAACCGCAAAUGGCCACGCAGCCAGCGCCAGUGCAAAGUUCCAACGCUUGGAAGCCGAUAGUUUCAGCUUAGGAAACCGAUACUGCUUUUAAACGUACCUGAAAUUUUUCAUAAGAUAUAUAUUUAUUCGCCACUAGGUCAUACGCAUGUUUUCAUACGAUUUCAAAGCCCUCCCAUCCUAUGAUUCUACUUUGCUCUGUCCGUUGGCAGACGAAAUGACGGGGAAGAGAAUUAACUGUCUAAAAUCUACCCUCGUCUCUUCCGACUCUUGAACAUCGGCACGUAUUCAUUUCUCACGUCGUUUUCCUCGAUAUAUUUAUAUCCUUCCACCUCCACGCACUUCAUUUUUUACUUUUAUUUUUACCCUCUUUGUUAUUUAUGAUUUAUUCUUAAGUUAUCUCAAAUUUGUACU